Trypanosoma cruzi is the source of this 1008-nucleotide messenger RNA. RefSeq lists its product as uncharacterized. Lineage: Eukaryota; Euglenozoa; Kinetoplastea; Trypanosomatida; Trypanosomatidae. Gene Ontology annotation, cellular component: cytoplasm; cytosol. Bases 1 to 1008 code for a protein of 335 amino acids. The transcript has a single exon. Gene Ontology annotation, molecular function: phosphatase activity. The record is from RefSeq and is a predicted model, not a curated record.
AUGUUCCUGUUGAUGGUGUUUGCCCUGGUGAUUGCGGUUUUUAUUGCCGUGUCACCGGCCGCGCAGGCCCUUCGCAUGAAAAUUGGAUCCUACAUCAGUGGUGUGCAGUUUAUGAUGGUUGCCGACGACCUUCCGAAAUCGUUUACCGGGAGUAACCACAUGCAGAUGAAGGCACCGGCAACAGAGGGAUCCAAACGUGUCAUCCGAGUAGUGUUUAUUCGGCAUGGGCAGUCCGUUUGGAAUUCCUUAUUUAACUCCUUUGGAGCCUUAUGGCCUUUACGUCUGGUGAAGGCGUUUGUUCGUGAAACGAUUUAUCUUUUUAUGGAUCCAUUUGACUCUGUUAUCAUCGAUUCUCCACUAAGUUCCAAAGGAAGCUUGGAAGCAGAGGAAUUGGCCCAGUUCAUACGUACAUCCAAGGGUAAGAUAUCGUUUGACACAAACACAUCACUUGUAGUUUGCAGCAACCUGCGACGGGCGAUGGAAACUGCAGUUGUUGGCAUGAGACCUCGUAUCUCUUCUACACGGGAAAGAAUUCUGGUGGACUCUUCGCUACAAGAGGGUUCCCGUAACAUAGACGCACAGACACUUUCCACGGAGCGCGGGAAACUUGUUCCUUGUAAAAUGGGCAAGUUGAAUUUCUCGGAGCAGCUCGGUACAGUUUUUGAUGCUCAUCUGAAUGCCGGUAACAAAACCUCGAAAAUCAAUGUAUACGGGCGAAUGGAUGAAUUUGUUCGCCACCUAUUCGAUGGGUCUCAGCCGGACUCAUAUACGCCAGCCACAUCUUCAGCACUCGGCAAUGCAGAACUGAAGGAGGUCAUUGUGAUAGGGCAUAGCAGCUAUUUUCGUUGUUUUUUUUGCCGAUUUUUGCCGUCAUCAUCCCAGCAUAUUGCGAAGAAAAAGAAGCUACGUAACUGUGGAGUUGUCGCCUUUGACCUUCUUCGCAACGAGUUCACCAAUGAAAUAUUUAUCGAUGAGUCAUCAAUCACCGUACUUCACAGGGGUUUCUGA